AUGGAUUUGAAGAGUUUAUUGAUUGGCAUCGUGGCACUUUCGACUGUAGGGAACGCUGCGACUGCGGGCUCUCGGGAUUUCGACUACAGCGCGCUUAGUUUGAGAGAAGUAGGUGCCCGCAACACAAAGAACUGGAGGAUAUGGCUCGAAAAGGACGGAGAUCCCAUUUCAUUUUGGCAUGACGUUCCUGUUUGGCCCGACGAGAGCAACAAGCAAAUUGUGAAUUUGGUCGUUGAAGUACCUCGCUGGCAAGAUGGCAAAGUGGAGCUGAAGAGAGAUGAGCCGUUAAAUCCCGUGGUUCACGACUCGUUGAACGAUGCUCCCAGAUUUGUCGAAAGUGUUUGGCCCCAUAAGUCGUACCCAUUCAUUUAUGGAUCAAUCCCGCAAACCUGGGAGAGCCCCAAUUACAAGCACGGCUUUACCGGUUUGAUCGGAGACAACGACCCGGUGGAUCUGUUUGAUAUUGGCCAAGAUCCUGGCUAUGUUGGUCAAGUCAAGCAGGUUAAGAUUCUUGGUGGUCUUGCGCUGGCUGAUGGCAACGAGACGGACUGGAAACUCAUCGCUAUUGAUACAAGUGAUCCUCUCGCACCACUUAUCAGCUCGUACGAAGACGUCGAGAAAUACCGCCCCGGAACUAUCAAGGCUUUCCGUGAUUGGUGGACCCAUUACAAAGUGGCCCGGGGAGAUGCCGUAAUCGACAUUGUCGGUGACUGGUACCAGAACGUAACCUAUAUCAAAGGCGUCAUUGAAGAAAGCCAUAAGACAUGGGCCGAGCUUAUUGGAGGCCAAGUUGACUCGAAUGAAAUCAACUACAACCAAACUUCGCGUCCAGACGUCGAGAAGAGCUUCAUUGACAAGAGAAACACUACAGAGAGUUUCGGUAUUCCAGCCCAGAACAGAAUCGAACCUCCAGCACCGAGGCCAAAGAAGUACGACAACUGGUAUUACCUGAACAUCAACUCCAGUCUCAGCGUGUUGCCGGAAACUCAGCAUGUAUUUCUCAAACAGACUUGA
Colletotrichum graminicola M1.001 is the source of this 1014-nucleotide messenger RNA. Its product is annotated as inorganic pyrophosphatase. Lineage: Eukaryota; Fungi; Ascomycota; Sordariomycetes; Glomerellales; Glomerellaceae. Gene Ontology annotation, biological process: phosphate-containing compound metabolic process. Bases 1 to 1014 code for a protein of 337 amino acids. Gene Ontology annotation, molecular function: magnesium ion binding; inorganic diphosphate phosphatase activity. The transcript has 7 exons. The record is from RefSeq and is a predicted model, not a curated record. Gene Ontology annotation, cellular component: nucleus; cytoplasm.